AUGAUGAAAGCGAUGAUCAACAAAGGCGCUGAGAGGGUGAUUGUAUCUGAAAUGAGAAUCAAUGAUGGUAGGAGUAAAAAAAGAAUGAUGAAAUUAAAUUCAUCACAAAUUCUUCACGACAUUUGUCAAAGGAGACUUCUCGACUUCGUUAAACAAAGGAAAUUUUUGACGAUGUUCCGGCAAAUCUUCAAUAACAACAAUAAAUCAUCUUAA
Molecule: messenger RNA, 213 nt
Organism: Clunio marinus
Lineage: Eukaryota; Metazoa; Arthropoda; Insecta; Diptera; Chironomidae
Source: the annotation of a GenBank genome assembly